UGCCCUUCUGGUUGAAGUUGGAGACAUCCUGCUGGAUGAUGUUGUUGUCAUCGUGGCCGAUGGCCUUCUCGACGGCAUAGGCUGCUUCUGCUGUUGCCAUUUUGUCCGAGUAUUGUGGCUGUCGUGUUCGAUUCGCGUGUCUUGUGGUGGAACGGAGGUCAAGAGCCCCAAGUGCUGAAGGCCACUGGUACCUUUAACCACCGGUGUUGCUAGAUCCAUGGCGUCAGACGGUUGCAAGAUAGGACUCUGAUUGGGCUACUGCCGUAGAGGGUAUGACGAUGUUUUCCCGUCAUUGUCGAUGGUGGUUGAAAGAAGCAGGCUAAAAGGAAUGGCCGACGACGUCAUUGAUCGAGAUCCAAAUCCUACUUUGGCCUCAAUUGUGGGCCAGCCUUGGCACGAAUACAAGCCUUAUCUUAUCGCCCGUGUUGCAGGAAGGCAGGUUCUCCUCGCUGACUCUCCCGACACAAUGCGACAUUCCACCGUCACCAAGCGACAGAUAGACCUCUCGCAGCAGUUGAUGAACAUCAUGAUACAGAUGAAUUCCACCAUGCAUGUCAGCACCCAGGAAUUCCUCAAAUUCCUUGGCAAUGAGCUCAGCAGCAAUGGGUUCUCCAAAUCCCGAGUCACCGGCAGUCUCAUGGCCUUCAUCAGAUAA
Podospora bellae-mahoneyi is the source of this 655-nucleotide messenger RNA. RefSeq lists its product as uncharacterized. The transcript has 2 exons. NCBI's taxonomy places the organism in Eukaryota, Fungi, Ascomycota, Sordariomycetes, Sordariales, Podosporaceae. The record is from RefSeq and is a predicted model, not a curated record. Bases 299 to 655 code for a protein of 118 amino acids.